Molecule: messenger RNA, 1650 nt
Organism: Neopsephotus bourkii (Bourke's parrot)
Lineage: Eukaryota; Metazoa; Chordata; Aves; Psittaciformes; Psittacidae
Gene: CPOX
Product: coproporphyrinogen oxidase
Exons: 7
Coding region: 32-1249 (405 amino acids)
Cellular component (GO): mitochondrial intermembrane space; cytoplasm
Molecular function (GO): coproporphyrinogen oxidase activity
Source: RefSeq, a predicted model, not a curated record
GCCCGCCGGCAGUGCGGCGUUGGUGCCCGUCAUGGCGGCUGGCGUACGUGCGUUCCGCGGAGCUGCCGCGGCUUUCACCACCGCGGCUGGGUGCCGAGCGCUGGGUUCCCUGUCGCCGGGGUCGGCGGCAGGCCGAGGGGGUCGGGAGAGCCGCCGAGCCGCGCUGGCGGCGGCGGGGGCGCUGGGAGGGGUGGGGCUGUGGUUGUGGCAGCGUCAGGCCGUGAUGGCGGCGUCCGAGGAGGACGAGGAGGACAAGAUGCUGCGGCAGCGCUUCAUGGCGCCGCCGGUGAGCGGGCUGCAGGAGCUGCGACGGCGGCGGCGGGAGCUGCGGAGCCGAAUGGAGCUGCUCAUCAUGGAGACACAAGCGGAGGUGUGUCGAGCUCUAGCCGCGCUGGACCCCGGCGCCGCCUUCGCCGUCGACACCUGGGAGAGGAAGGAAGGCGGCGGCGGCAUAAGCUGCGUGCUGCAGGACGGCGAGGUCUUCGAGAAGGCCGGUGUGAACGUGUCUGUCGUGUUCGGGCACCUGUCGGAGGAGGCAGCGCGGCAGAUGCGGAGCAGGGGGAAGUCUCUGAAGGCCAAAGACGGGAAACUGCCUUUCUGCGCCAUGGGUGUGAGCUCUGUUAUCCAUCCUAAGAACCCUCAUGUUCCAACCAUGCACUUCAACUACAGAUACUUUGAAAUUGAAGAAGCAGAUGGAACUAAACAGUGGUGGUUUGGUGGUGGGACUGAUCUCACUCCAACUUACUUGAAUGAAGAGGAUGCUGUUCAUUUUCACAAGACACUGAAAGAAGCCUGUGACAAACAUGAUCUGAAGUUGUAUCCCAAGUACAAGAAAUGGUGUGAUGAUUACUUCUUCAUCAAACACCGUGGUGAGCGAAGAGGGAUUGGAGGCAUAUUCUUCGAUGACGUAGACGCUCCCUCCAAGGAGGAAGUAUUCCAGUUUGUGAAGAGUUGUGCCAGAGCUGUUGUGCCUUGUUAUAUUCCCAUUGUGAAAAGGCACUGCCAUGACUCCUUCACACCAGAGGAAAAACUAUGGCAGCAGCUUCGGAGAGGACGGUAUGUAGAGUUCAACUUGGUUUAUGACAGAGGUACAAAGUUUGGCCUCCUGACACCAGGAUCAAGAAUCGAAAGCAUUCUUAUGUCUCUGCCACUGACUGCAAGGUGGGAAUAUAUGCACACCCCGCCAGAGAGCUCGAAAGAAGCAGAAAUCCUGGAAGUUCUGCGCAAUCCCAAAGAUUGGGUGCACUGACACGGAUCAUGAACAAGAUGGAUUGCUUACACUGAGCCAGUAUGAAAGGAAAGGAAUGCCUGCACACCAGUAUAUUCAAACUGCUGUUGACUGGUGUUUUAGUACAGCUAUGUAUACUCUUACCCAGUGCCUUAAUAAUGAUGUAAAAUUGCUGUAAUUUACAAAUAUGUGAACUUGUUCUUAAAGAUUGAUCAUCUCAUGUUAUCACCCCAUGUUGAUGUUAUCUUGCGAAGGACUUGUGGUGCCCUCACAGGACUCCUGUGCAUGCUUAAGAACUUCAACUGAUUUGUUUGACUGCAAAAUGGUAAAUUUGCCCACUGGAAUGAAAGCAUUAAGUGUGCCUAAAUAGCACUGCUUACUCUUAGAAAAUGUUGGGAUGUGUUAGCAAUAUUUCAAUUUUU